Molecule: messenger RNA, 989 nt
Organism: Glycine soja
Lineage: Eukaryota; Viridiplantae; Streptophyta; Magnoliopsida; Fabales; Fabaceae
Product: ras-related protein RHN1-like
Exons: 5
Coding region: 222-677 (151 amino acids)
Biological process (GO): intracellular protein transport
Cellular component (GO): endocytic vesicle; endomembrane system; endosome
Molecular function (GO): GTP binding; GTPase activity
Source: RefSeq, a predicted model, not a curated record
GCACCAAAAUUGAAUAUCAAAGCGGUGCGGACAUUGUGAGUUAUGUUGUAUUCAACUAACAAACAGUCAACGCUAAACAAAAACUACCAGUCAACUACCCAAGUGCCUGUUCUAAGCCAAGUUUCCUCUGAGAAAUUUAGCUAGUAGCUUCUUUUGUCAUAAGCUUCUCUUUCUUUUUCUGCAACUUCUACAAUUUGUUUCUUUUUCUUCAACCUAGCGGUAUGGCAAGGCCGGGGAAUAAGAUCAUUCAAGCCAAGCUGGUGGGUAUGUCUCACCUCGUGGUACUUCUUGGAGACAUGGGAACUGGAAAGACCAGUAUAGCACUGAGAUUUGUAAAAGGCCAUUUCUUUCCUAACCAGGAACCAACCAUAGGAGCUGCUUUUUUCACUCAAAUAUUGUCAUUAUCUGAAGCAACUGUGAAGUUCGAUGUAUGGGACACAGCCGGACAGGAACGUUAUCAUAGUUUGGCUCCUAUGUACUACCGUGGUGCAGCAGCAGCAAUUGUUGUCUAUGACAUCUCAAGCGUUGAUACAUUUGUUCGAGCCAAAAAAAUGGGUUCAGGAAUUGCAAACACAUGUGAGGAAACCAGCACUAGAAAUGGCAGCAAGGAAACCCACGAAGGGAGGCCCAAGAGGAAUGCUACAAGACCCACUUACAUGAACGAUUACAGCACCUAGCUAUAGGCCAUAACAGAAUCUGUUAGAGCAAUUCUGUUAGGAAGUUACUAGUGCAUUUCUGUUAGGAUAAUAUUGUUGCUGUAUGAUUUUCCUAUUUUCACUAUCAGACAACUAUGAAUCAUGUAUAAAUAAACAUUGAAGGAAAUGGAAACACAGAGAAGAAUUUCAUUAGUAUACCUUAGAGUGAGGAGGUUACCUUGUCAUCGAAACAAGGCCUGUGUCCUCUGUUUUCCUACCACUUUGUCUACCAGCUGGUUGUCAGCACUAGCAGAAUCUUGGGUUCACAUCAUAUUGAAUUAUUUCUACAUCAAA